Molecule: messenger RNA, 2880 nt
Organism: Myxocyprinus asiaticus (Chinese sucker)
Lineage: Eukaryota; Metazoa; Chordata; Actinopteri; Cypriniformes; Catostomidae
Product: alpha-N-acetylgalactosaminide alpha-2,6-sialyltransferase 2-like
Exons: 10
Coding region: 383-1771 (462 amino acids)
Molecular function (GO): sialyltransferase activity
Source: RefSeq, a predicted model, not a curated record
UUCACAAUAGGGCCCUCUCUCUAGCCCUGUGAGUGUGUGUGUGUGUGUGUGAGUGAGAGAGAGAGAGAGAGAGGUGGGGUUGGAGUGUGACUGUUUGGGUUGCGUUGUUAAACUGGGCACACUGCUGCUCCAGUCUAAAUCUCAGGAGUUAGGGGUUUCCUAUCAGAGAAGUCCUCGGUGGCACAGGAGACUCCCCAGUGUGAGAAGCAGAACAAACUAAUUAACUGUCACAAACCCUGCCAACCCCUUGAGAAGCACUUUCAAACUCCAAUUUCGUCAAAAGAGUGCCCAUAACCCUCCUCAGGGGAACGCUAAUGUCCUUACAAGGUGAACAAACAUUCUGGGGCACUUUUGGUGACUUGGGACCGAGGAAAGUACCACGAUGACAGGCCAACUACCUCAGAGGCUAUUGUUUUGGUUCAUUGCGUUGGUGGGCAUCGGAUUGUUGGCGUUAAUUGUGAUAUGUGUGGCUCUGCAGAUUCAGAUGCCAUGGCAAGUGAUGACCUUCCAAAGCUUCACUCUAAAAAGAUACAGGUAUAUCGGAAAUGACAUCAAUAGCUCUUUGGACUACCACCCAUCUGCUGAGAAUGAACUAUACAGUGAUGCGGAGCAAGAGCACAAUUCUGCCCUGCAAUCAAAUCUUCAGGAUUUUCCAUUAGCAGACAGAUCAAAGCCUGAUCAUGCAAAUUCAAACACAAACUCCUCAAAACCAGUGCCAAAUAAUAAGACAAAAUCAUACAAAUCAGCAAAACCCACCGAACCAGACUUUUUUGGUGACCAAUAUGCCAUAGAUGAUGUUCCUUCACAAACAAACUGUCCAAGCAGUAUUAAAAAACAUGUGUCUCAGACUGCAUUUGCUGAAAUGUUUCUCCAAAGCAUUCCAGUCCUUCAGUGGGCAAAGCAUUUCACUCCAGAACAGUACCAGCGGUUGAGUCGCUAUGGAGGAGCGCAUGGCUGGGGAAGCGUUGAUGUCGAAGUGUUGAAGAGCUCACUGGGAAUUUUAAAUACAACCGCAAAUCGGUUAAUGUUUGACGACUGGGAGCAGAGAAAGAACAGAUCACAGUGUGUCCGCUGUGCCGUGGUGGGAAACGGUGGAAUUCUGAAUGGUUCAAGGAAAGGCAAGGAGAUCGAUGAGCAUGACUACGUCUUCAGGGUGAAUGGUGCAAUUCUUAAGGGGUUUGAGAAGGAUGUGGGAUCGAGGACAUCAUUUUAUACAUUCUCCACUAACACCAUGCGAAACUCCAUGCAUAGCUAUGCUGGCCUAGGCUACAGGGGACCACCCGUAACCGAGGAAACUAGAUACAUUUUCCUGCCAGAUCAUGAUAGAGAUUAUAUACUUAUGAAGGCAGCUGCUACACACACAAUAAUUGAGAAAGGCCCUGAGCGCAGCAAAACACCUCCUACAUACUUCGGGGAAGAUGUGACAGUAGAAAAAUUCAAAAUGUACCACCCAGACUUUAUCCGUUACCUUAGAAACAGAUUCCUGCAUUCGCACAUUUUGAAAACAGGUGCGAGAAGGAUUUACAGGCCGUCCACAGGAGCAGUAAUGCUUCUGGCAGCUAUUCAUACCUGUGACCAGGUAGAUGCUUACGGGUUCAUGACUCCUGACUACAUUUUGUACUCGGACCACUACUACGACAAACAACGACAUCCGGUGCGUUUCUUUGCCAAUCAUGACAUGAAAAUGGAAAUGAAGGUGUGGCAACAGCUGCAUCAAGCCGGACUGAUGAAUCUCUACAUGCGCCACUCAGCGCAAAAGGAUGGACGCUAGUGUUUCUUCACUGUCACAGAUAGAACCAAAAACCAGCGUGGAAGGCCACAGCACAAACUUGUUAUUCUCCUGUCUGUAUUUGCAAUUUUUGCUAUUGACGAUGAAUAUCAGUUAUAUUGGUUUUUUUAUAUUGUUUAAAGGAUACUGCAUACAGAAGCUACAAAUGAGUGUCUCGUGCUAACACUCUGAAUUGGUUUUCUUUUAACUAAAUUACAAAGACUUCAUUAUAUAUACAGUAGGAGGAAGGGAGACGCCUUGAAAACAUUCUCCGAAAUUGCAAUAACUGUCCUGAACUGAACUCUGUGUUCUUGGCGUAUAUUUGUUCUCACAUUGUGAGUCAUUCCAGAUCAAGGCAGGGCAGCAUGGACUGUGGUGCCGCUCUGGACAACAUGAUACAUAAAAGGUUUCUGUAAUAUUUUGACGUGCCUUAGGACUUCUUAGAUGAUGCACUGGCAUGGUUUGUGUGUGUGUGUGUGUGUGUGUGUGUGUGAGAGAGAGAGAAACAGAGAGAGUGUUUUAAAAAUACCUGCAUCUUCAAAGCAUCCAGUCCAAAAUAAUCAACCAAAGAGAUUAUUUUUAAAUGAGUUUUUAAUUCAAUUCCUAAUCAUAUCACUUUAACAUGGUAUGUGAAUAUAAAUGAUUGUAGAUGGCCCGUCCAAAGUGCACUUCAUGUUGCAUUACCUGAAACUGUAGAAAGGGGGUUUAAAGGGUUUUCUGUUGUUAGGAGGAUGUUUUAUGCCUUAGGCUAUUAAGUUUAAAGCCUAACUUUUUCUUAAAGCUUUAAAGUGCAAUAUCGUAUGUACAGCACACUAGCUGUUGGAACUGAAAUGUGAAUUUCUUUUAUGAUUUGGCUCAUCUUGCUAAGGUCUGUUUGGUCACAUGAAACUAUCUGUUGACUGUAUUUAAUAAAGUUUAUUACCAGAUAUUUUAACUGUUUUAUUAUGUUGGGUUUACUUAACAGGUUUAGGGAUUUGUCACUCCACUUUUUAAUACAAAAUUUUGGUAACAGAUGCAAAGUCACAAAUGAAUACUAAAAAUUGAAAGUUGAUCCAAAUAGUGGCUGCAUUGUGUAUUUUUCCGCUCAGAAUAAAUCAUUGGAAACGGCUGUU